GGCUGAGGCGGGUCGUCGGCGAUGCGAAAGCUAAGGUGUAUCUCAAGCUCGAGAUGCAGAACCCGGGCGGCUCGGUCAAGGACCGGAUCGCACUCUCGAUGAUCGAAGAGGCGGAGAAGCGCGGCGAUAUCGACCCGGCGCGCACCACCAUUGUCGAGGCCACGUCUGGCAACACCGGCAUCGGGCUGGCGAUGGUGGCGGCCGCCAAGGGCUACAAGUGCAUCAUCGUGAUGCCGCAGGUCCCGAGUAUGUACGAGCGCUACAUCCUCGUACGCAAGUUUGGGUGCGACGUGCACCUCACGUCGGUGAUGCAGGACAACUUCCCGAAGACGAUCGAGAACCUGAUUGGGUACUCGACCGAGCUCGUCAAGAAGAACCCCGACUACUGGACCCCCUCGCAGUUCGACUCGGAAGACAACCCGCUCGCGCACCUGACUGGCACCGGCCCGGAGAUCUGGGAGCAGACCGACGGCGAGGUGGACUGCUUCGUGGCGGGCGCGGGGACGGGAGGCACGCUCAACGGGGCGGGCCAGUACCUCAAGUCGAAGAAGCCCUCGUGCCGUGUCGUCUGCGUCGAGCCCACCGAGGCGCGUGUGCUGGUCGGCGCGCCGGGAGGCAUGCACGGCGUCGUCGGCAUCGGGGCCAACCUGCAGCUGCCGCUCAUCGAGAAGCUGGCGCCCGGCCAGGAGUGGGCCGAGGGGCCGCGGGGCGCAAUCGACGAGUUUGCGCACGCGUCGACGCCAGAGUCAUGCGAGUGGGCCAACCGCGUCGCCGCGCAGGAGGGCCUGCUGGUCGGCCCGUCGAGCGGCGCGGCGAUCAAGGUUGGGGUCGACAUCGCCCACCGGCCGGAGAUGGCGGGCAAGACGGUCGUCGUGCUGCAGGCGUCGUCUGCGAUCCGGUACGUGAGCCACCCGAUGUGGGAGGGGCAGAAGGUCGAGGGCAAGGAGGCGCUCCCCAUCCCGCCCGACCUCGAGACGGAGCACCCGGUCUGCCGCUGGAGGUCGGAGGACUACGUGCCGCCGCCAAAGGACUGAAGCCGCCUGUCGGCGCAGUCGAGGGGGGCGCACGCGUUGGCAGAAGGGCGCGAGGCGGCAUGCGCUGCGGCGGGCCUUGCUCACAUCUCCUUCCGGUGCCGCGGCAUCUGAGAGUACGGUCGUAGGGGGCGGCAGUGGGAGAGGAGGGCAAAUGCCAAAUCGCGCGGGCGACCGCAUUCGGGAGAGUACGUGUUUGCUAUAUUAGCCUCCCGUCGGGGCCGGACUGCGCGGUGCACCAUCGAUCGAUCCCAGACAGGCCGAGGGCGAGACGUGGUUCACGCAGACACUGGUUGGGUAGUAGUCUAAGUUCUGAGCCUCGCGGCUUAACGGGUCUAAGUGUGGCUAGCCACGCUGGAGUGCUUACGCGGUCUAAGAUCAGCGGGAGCCUCUUACACCGGCUAAGUCGGCCAUGGCACGCGAUAUACGGCGCUCGCGCCCAAAUUUUCUUCGCCUGCGCGGCGGGCGAUCGAUCCUCCUCAUGCUCAGCAAUCGCCGCCUCAGCAUCCUCCUCUUCCGAUUCUCGUUGCUGCUUCUUCCUCAAGCUCAAACAAACGCAUGUCAGAGAAGCCUGUGUAUGCUGGUCCUCUUUGAACGAUCCGCGCGUGAGGUAGCAUAGGGCCUUGUUGGCAGCAGCCAGCUUGUUGCGCUGCUUCGUUGCGAUGAGCUGAUUGGGAUCGCAGAAGUGCAUGCCAAGCACCGCCACGAUCUUGAAGCAGAACACAUCGCAACCGCAUCGUCCGCACUGCCAUCGGCAUGCCGCGCCCGCCGCUUCGCCGCAGCCGCCUUAAGGCACGCAUAGCGGCAGCACAUGGUACGGUGCGCGUACUUGAGCAGGCGUUGCGCGCCGCAAGUAGCGCACUGGCCCUGGGAGACGGCGAUAUGGCGUCGUGCGCGGCAUACGCUGG
Messenger RNA from Emiliania huxleyi CCMP1516, 1939 nucleotides. RefSeq lists its product as hypothetical. NCBI's taxonomy places the organism in Eukaryota, Haptophyta, Isochrysidales, Noelaerhabdaceae. The coding region runs from base 54 to 1034 and encodes 326 amino acids. Gene Ontology annotation, molecular function: cysteine synthase activity. The transcript has 6 exons. Gene Ontology annotation, cellular component: cytoplasm. The record is from RefSeq and is a predicted model, not a curated record.